This is a messenger RNA of Tricharina praecox, 2246 nucleotides long. RefSeq lists its product as uncharacterized. Gene Ontology annotation, biological process: spliceosomal complex assembly; mRNA splicing, via spliceosome. Gene Ontology annotation, molecular function: protein binding. The coding region runs from base 101 to 2116 and encodes 671 amino acids. The transcript has 3 exons. Gene Ontology annotation, cellular component: Prp19 complex; post-mRNA release spliceosomal complex; U2-type catalytic step 2 spliceosome. The record is from RefSeq and is a predicted model, not a curated record. NCBI's taxonomy places the organism in Eukaryota, Fungi, Ascomycota, Pezizomycetes, Pezizales, Pyronemataceae.
UUCUUCACGUCAGUCCGACCAGAUAUUCGUUCGCGAGAAGCUCAACCAACACACCUUCAACACCGACAUUCAUACGAAUUCACACGCAUAACCCGCCAUCAUGGAGACCUCACGCGGCCCCCCACGGGUCAAAAACAAGUCUGCCUCAGCGCAGCAGAUCAGCGCCGAGCAGAUCCUCCGCGAAGCCUUCGAGCGACAGGAGCCAGGCCUGCAGGCACCCACGCAGCGCUUCGCCGACCUCGAAGAACUCCACGAAUUUCAGGGGCGCAAGCGGAAGGAAUUCGAAGACUAUGUGCGCCGCAACAGGAUCAACAUGAACAACUGGAUGCGGUAUGCGCAGUGGGAGCUCGAGCAGAAGGAGUAUGCGCGUGCAAGAUCGAUUUUCGAGCGCGCGCUUGAUGUCGAUGCGAGGAGUGUCAUCCUCUGGUUGAGAUACAUUGAGGCCGAGAUGAAGACGAGGAAUAUCAAUCAUGCAAGAAACUUGUUGGAUCGCGCGGUUACGAUCCUGCCGAGAGUGGAUAAGCUUUGGUACAAAUAUGUCUACAUGGAGGAGACUCUGGGCAAUAUUCCGGGUACGAGACAAGUGUUUGAGCGCUGGAUGAGCUGGGAGCCGGAGGAGGCCGCAUGGAGUGCGUACGUCAAGCUGGAAAAGCGGUAUGGUGAGAUCAGCAGGGCGAGAGCGAUCUUCCAGAGAUUCACGCAGGUCCAUCCCGAGCCAAGGAACUGGAUCAAGUGGGCUAGGUUUGAGGAGGAGUUUGGGACGGAGGAUAAUGUGCGCGAAGUCUUCACGACGGCCAUUGAGACGCUGGGCGAUGAGUUUAUGGAUGAGAAGCUAUUUGUUGCCUACGCAAGGUACGAAGCAAAACUCAAGGAGUACGAGCGAGCCCGCGUUAUCUACAAAUACGCUCUAGAUCGUCUUCCCCGGUCCAAAUCCUACCUCCUUCACAGAAACUACACGACAUUCGAGAAGCAGUACGGUGAACGGGAAGGAGUCGAGGACGUCAUCCUUUCCAAGCGGAGAGUGCAGUACGAGGAACAGAUCAAAGAGAAUCCCAAAAACUACGAUGUCUGGUUCGACUAUGCACGGCUCGAAGAGACCCUAGGCGACCCCGACCGGGUCCGGGACGUCUACGAGCGUGCCAUUGCGAACAUCCCGCCAACUCGCGAGAAGCGUCACUGGCGACGCUACAUCUACCUCUGGAUCUUCUACGUACUGUGGGAGGAGACAGUGGGCAAGAAUAUCGAGCGUACACGGCAGAUCUACAACGAGUGUCUCAAGCUCAUCCCGCACAAGCAGUUCACAUUCGCCAAGAUCUGGCUUCUCAAAGCUCACUUUGAGAUCCGUCAGAUGAACCUCUCCGCAGCACGCAAGACUCUCGGCCAAGCCAUCGGUAUGUGUCCAAAGGACAAGCUCUUCAAGGGUUAUAUCGAGCUAGAAACGAAGCUGCACGAGUUCUCGCGGUGCCGCACGCUGUACGAAAAGCACAUCGAGUUCAACCCGUCGAACGCGGCAACAUGGAUUCGUUUCGCGGAGCUCGAGAUCGCGCUCGAAGACGAGGACCGUGCGCGCGCCAUCUUCGAACUUGCCAUUGAGCAAGACACCCUUGAUAUGCCCGAGCUCGUGUGGAAAGCGUUCAUCGACUUCGAGGAGGAGUCUGGCGAGUUCGAGCGUACCCGCGACUUGUUCGAGCGGCUCCUGCAGAAGACCGACCAUGUCAAGGUAUGGAUUUCGUACGCGCACUUCGAGAUCAACGCGGACGAGAUCGAGGUGGAUGGCGAGGACACGGUGUCGGAGGAUGCCAAAGCACGUGCAAGAAAGGUGUUCGAUCGUGCGUACAAGAGCCUCAAAGAGAAGGAUCUCAAGGAGGAGCGGGUGGUGCUGCUCAACGCAUGGAAGAGCUUCGAGAGUACUCACGGAGGCGCCGAAGAUCUCAAGAAGGUCGAGGAUCAGAUGCCCAAGCGAGUCAAGAAGAGAAGAAAGCUCGACGACGACUCGUACGAGGAGUACAUGGACUACCUGUUCCCUGCCGACGAACAGGUCAACGCUGGCAUGCUCAAGCUCAUGCAGGCCGCGCAGAACUGGAAGAAGGCUCAGGAGCAGCUUGGGUCAUCGUAGGCUUGGGUAGAGGUGUGUUUUCGGUGUAUGAUAUUUUGGACUGGGCAUGGUGUAGAAGAAUGAUAUUUAAUGAUUAUCAAUUUAGUUAGCUAGCGAGAAUGCAUGAAGCGGGAAUGGGCUUUGUUAGCUC